AGUGAGGGAGGCUCGACGGAUGAUGGGCUUCAGUUCACGGACACGCUAACGGACUCUAACGUGCUCAAGCUUAGGCACACUUGGCGGAUUUUAAACGAUGUUACGGUCCAUUUUUUGACAGUUUUUUUCCAACGACUGUGAAGACCUGAGCUGUGACCGAGAUUUUACUCUUCUUUCCGCUGCAGCUCGUGCAUGAUCCAAAAUGACUUUUCUUAAAUGGCCACUGGUCGGAGCUUAGUGCUGAUCCAUCGAAGAGCACUAUGAGUAGAUGACAACAAGCGGCCUUUAAUCCAGAAAGGAUUCCUCUUCUCUGUGCUAAGAGUCUACUAACCGUCUGUAAGGACCGCUGGGAGUACAAGAAUCAAGUCAAGGACACGCUCACUCCCCCUCAGCCUGCAGGAAGAUGGGAGUGAGAAAAUAAAGCUCUGCAGAGUCAAGAAGACCUUAAUGAAUUCUAAGGAAUCUUAAAACAAAGGGUGUACAGUUGUUUAUGUCAGUGUGAGAGGAUAAGGCAACCAUGUGGACAUUAGCUGCGACUGUCCAUUGUCUCCUGGCUGCUGCGCUGCUAUUGGCCAUCUGCCUCCAAUCACUGACGGCUACUGAGGAAGAUGUCACUCCACGCAUCAGUUUCUCUUACAAUGCAAAGGAGAGGUCGGCCAAGAGAUUCUCUGUGGACGGCGUCUUCAAUUACACCUCAUUGCUGCUCAGCCAGGAGGACGACAUGCUGUACGUCGGAGCCAGGGAGGCGCUGUUUGCCCUCAGCCUCUCGGACAUCAGCAAGGCCAAGCUCCAGAAGAAUCUGACGUGGGGCACUCCUGCUGGAAAAAGGGAGGAAUGCAGCUUCAAAGGAAAGAACCUGGAGACUGAUUGCUUCAAUUACAUCAAAAUCCUCCUGCGGCUGAAUAGCACUCAUCUCUACGUGUGUGGCACAUAUGCCUUCAGUCCUAUUUGCGCCUACAUAAACACGUCAACAUUCACACUGGAGAGAGAUGAAGUGGGCGAGGUCGUGAUGGAAGACGGGCGCAGCCGCUGCCCCUUUAAUCCGGAGUACAAAUCCACUGCCAUCAUUGUUGAUGGUGAAUUGUACACUGGUACUGUCAGCAACUUCCAAGGGAACGAGCCCGUCAUUUACAAGAGUUUGGGUCAGGGAACUGCUCUGAAGACAGAGAACUCUUUAAAAUGGCUGCAAGAUCCGGUCUUUGUCGGGUCAGCUUACAUCGAGGAGAGUCAGCCGAUAGGCAACCCCGUGGGAGAUGACGACAAGAUUUACUUCUUCUUCAGCGAGGCGGGAAAAGAAUUUGACUUCUUUGACAACACUAUUGUGUCGAGGAUCGCUCGCGUGUGUAAGGGUGAUAAAGGCGGAGAACGGGUGCUGCAGAAGAAAUGGACGACCUUCCUGAAGGCACAGCUCCUGUGUUCCCUCCCUGAUGACGGCUUCCCAUUCAACAUCAUCCAGGACAUGUUUGUCCUGAAGCCCAUGGGAGACAGCUGGGAGAGCACCGUCUUCUAUGGCGUCUUCACCUCCCAAUGGUAUAAAGGAGCCUCAGGCAGCUCAGCGGUGUGCGCUUUUACCAUGGCACAGGUGGAAAGAGCUUUUAGCGGGCGCUACCGAGAGGUCAACAGGGAAACACAGCAGUGGUACACCUACAACCAUCCAGUGCCAGAACCACGGCCCGGGGCGUGCGUGACCAACCACGCCAGGCAAAUGGGUAUCCAGUCGUCCUUGCACAUGCCUGAUAAAGUGCUCAACUUUGUCAAGGACCAUUUCCUGAUGGACAGCGUGAUCCGCAGCGCUCCUCUGCUGCUGAAGCGCAGCGUUCGCUACACACAGAUUGCCGUCCACAAGAUCCAAGGAAUGGAGAGAGCCUACGACGUGCUCUUCAUCGGAACAGAUGAUGGAAAGCUCCAUAAGGCCAUCAAUGCCAACGAUAAGAUGCACAUUAUCGAGGAGAUGAUUCUGUUUCCUGAGCCUCAGCCUGUGCAACACAUUGAACUGGAUCCUCAGAGGGGUCUGUUGUUUGUGUCGUCCAACUCUGGGCUGGUGGAGGUUCCUGUGGCCAACUGCUCCAACUACUUGAGCUGUGGAGAGUGUGUGUUGUCCAGAGACCCAUACUGCGCCUGGACCGGGCGGUUGUGUCGGGACGUCAGGAUGGCUCCACCUGACAGUCACUGGCAGCAGGAUGUGGAGGAGGCCGAUACAUCAGCCAUUUGUAACAGGACAAUUCCCAGAUCUGCCAGACCAGCAGUUUCUCGUGCCUCCCAGUGCCGGCUCAUUACAAUCCCAGUCAACACAUUCAGAGUCCUGCCAUGUAAGCUGCGGUCUAACCUGGCACAGAGGAGGUGGCGUUACAGUGACAGCGCCAGCCAGUUCCUCUACGCCACUCCGGAGGGAAACCUGGUGGUGGUGGCACAGGUCCACAGGAUGGAGACCUACGAGUGCUGGUCAGAGGAGGAGGGUUUCCGCCAGCUGUUGGCCAACUACUGUGUAAGGGCGGAGCCCCGCCAGGAGAGCACCACACUGAUCGGCCACUCGCGCACACCGCACAUUGAGCGAGAGGAGUCCAUCAUCAUGCCCGGCGAGUCUCGUUCUGAACAGGUCAACACAAAGACGUACUGGAAUGAGCUGAUUGUGGUGUGCGCCCUGCUGGCCUUUUCCCUCGUGGUCUUCUCCCUGUUCGUCAUCUACAGGAACAGAGACCACAUGAAGUCCAUGCUGAAGCAAGGCGAGUGUCCCAACAUGCAGCAGAAGAAGCCGAGGAUUGUGGGAAAGCCUGCAGAGAGCUUACCUCUAAACGGUAACACCAUCCCCGUUUCUACUUCUGAUCACAAGGGCUACCAGACGUUAAACGACAACUACAUCUGCAGCACGCCUACCCACGAGUCCUCGCCGGACAACAGCAAGAGCUUCUCGGAGGCCUCCGACAGGCGGCCGCUUAACUUAAAGGAGAGCCACGUGGAAUACUCCCCGACCUGCCCCCGGCCCAGAGUGAGGCUAGGCUCGGAGAUCAAAGACUCUAUCGUAUGAGAGCGCAGUAUUUGCUAAAAAAAGAUGCCACCCUGUAUCUCCAAUGAGGAUACAGGCCAGCGAGCAAAGGAGAGGAGACCCUGACAUCCCUCAACAUCACAGCACAUCUUUUAUUUUAGUCAUCUUUUGUUCUGUGAUCAGUGCGGAGGUCAUUUCUUUUAACCAUUUCCACUCCAAAGCCAGAGGUUGGUCUGGUUUGACGUGCUGCUGCUGCUGCUGCUGCUGCUGCUGCAGGUUAGAAGAGGAAGUGGCACAACACUUUGGUUCCAACCAGGAUCAACAACCAUGGCAGCUGCUCAGAAUAGUAUUAACAAAGUCUUUGUUUGAGUCAUUCAUCAUAUGUGUGAGUGUAGGGCUGGGAAAUACGAGGAAAAACCUUCUUCCCAUAUCAAUAUUUAUCUAUCUCUUUAGGUAUGCAAGUUGCAAAAUGAAAAUGUCUACUUAAUGUUCAUCACAUGAUAUGAAAAAAAUAAUAAAUAAUAAAUAUUGAUGGUUUCCCAGCCCUAUUUGAGUAUGUGUGACCUUUCACACUCUCUGCAGAAGAUGCCUGCCACAGAGGCCACACUUCUGUUAUUAUGCACACUAGAACCAAGCUCCAGCUACACAGCGACCAAGAGUUCAGGUUAAGGAGAAAAUAAUACAAUUAUUCAUUAUGAUCCACAGAUUAUGGAAGCAAGUCCAAAGCACAUUUGUUCCCUGUUGCUGAAUAAAUGUCUUGACUGUAUGAGGAUGACGAGGCAGACCGGGAGAAGACAAUUAAAAUGACUUUGAGGAAGAUGAUCAAAAAAUUUGAUCAUAAAUGAUGCUCCAGGGCCUAAAUACUGACAUUUACCUCCUGAAUGUAUGUUGUCGUUCGAAAGGUUUCAUUCACACAUCACUGCGCCAUGGACAAUUUAGGGAACCCGUUGCUCUACAUCUCUGCUCAUCAGAGACAGCCCUGUUCUUCAUUAUUGACCUGCAGGUACCACGAUGGGCUCAUCAAUCGACAGAGACACAGAUGUGAGGCGAAUAUGGAGAAAAAGACCUGACAGAUGGACAUUAUAAGCACAGAGCGCCAAGAAAAGAAAGUGGACAUCCACACCUCUACCAUCUUCAGGGCAGCACCGAAAUCAUCAUGUGCACUGUGCCAAAAAAAAAAAAAGAUUGUCCUAUCUAAAUGCAAUAGUGCCAUUCUGUUCUGACCACUCCCAUGCUUUGUGUUAUAGCAUUGAUCACUGUCAAAGAGCACAUGGUGAUGGAACCAGAUGUGGGUUUCACAAAAGCGGCACUAAUAAUAAACGAAAUGUGAAGUGCAAAGGUGGAAUUUUCUCUGAAGACUGUUAGCUCACCUUUUGUAACGACAAUGUUGGGCAAAAUAAUUGACUUUCAUGAAAAAAAAAAAAAUCUGAACUGGGGCCAAAGGUUAUGGCAUGGAGAUAACUUCAUGUGAAUGCUUGUCUUGUGGUUGUCAGGUGAGAAAAUAUUCCAGUUUUACUUCAGCUACCCUCAAAUGAGUCAUCUGCCUUCUUAGUAUACACUGAAACAUACAGGUACAGUUGGUUUGAGAGCUAACACAAACUGUUUUAUUAAAACGCUAAUAAUUCAAAAUGAAAAUGUCACAGAACAACUAAUAAUAACUGUCACCGUAGUGGAGAGAUAAUACUUCUUCUUGUCCAGACUGCAGCUGCACUAUGUAGUGACGUAGCUGCACAGAGCGCUGUAUUAGCUCAGUAUAACCCUCUCUCCUCCACCAGGUUAGAUCUCCCUGAUACGUGAUGUCCCCCCACACACAGUCAGAUGUCAUUGGUAAUGUGAAAGCACAAGUAAUCAGGGUCUUGAAUACUAACUAGGUUUGCACAUGUCAGUAAAAUCAGAGCGUACUCUUAAGAAAUGCAACUACUGAGACAGAAGGUGUGGCUGCUGGGGAAAAUGAUUUUUACAAAUCAGUUAUUACAGGGACCAGUGCAGCCAUUACGAACACACUUGCACCCACAUCGCUUAGACUUUUGAGACUUAACAAGCAGAAUUUCCCAAAGAUGUAGGGAGCUGAUGGUGUUGUGUAAAUCGGAAUGAGAAACAUUUACACGGCCAUAGGGACAAUAUGGCACCACGUGUCUUAGAUUGCAUCACCAAUUCACUGUAUUGAUCAAGUAAGCCUACAGUAUAUAUUCCAGUAUCAUACAGAAUAAACAUUUUGCUAUUUCCAACACGAGCAGAUGACUACAUGCUAUGUAACUGCUACAAGUUGACAAAGUAAUUGCACAGCAUACUGCGCAAGAGUGGUCAGUGUUUUCUUUUAUUUCCUUUAGUUUUUGUUGUGUAUAUACAGUAUCUGUGCUUAAUAUUGUGUGUUUUUCAAGGGACCUUGUGCAAGAUGUGUUGUAGAGAUAGUCUUGAAACUAGAGAGUGAACACUGCUGAUAUUUUGUUUUCAUAGUGCUUUACUGCCUACUUCAGCAUACAUUUCAAAAUCUUGCACAGACUACCGUACAUUUCUCACCAUGCUGUUUAAUCAGCACCUGGGCUGGUUUUUAUCAAGCAUGUCAAAGCAGGAGGGCCACUUCUUUUUAUCUUCGUGCCAAGCUGAACUGAAGGGGUGGUUUUGCAUUGUAGGAAAUACACUUGAUCAUCAAUCCUGUGUCUGUAUGCUAAAUAGGAAGCUACGACCAGCAGCUGGUUAUAUGGGCGUAUUAUGAGACAACGGGCCCCUGGGUACGGACACCAUCUCUCCUGCACAGGAGCAAGAUACAGACUUUAUAGUCGUUUAGCCUGCUUUUGUUGAUCUUUUGUUUCUUUGUAGUGGUAACACACCUCUCUGUGGUCAUUUUGUGUCUCUGUAGUUGUUAGUGUCACUUUGUAAGUCAUUCUGUAAUUACUUUUAGUCUCUUUGUGGUUGUUUUACCCCUUUUCAUAGUCUUUGUGAGUCUAUUUGGUGUGUCCUUGCAGCUUUGUGUCUCUUUGUGGUCGUUUUAUGUUACCUUGUGGUCAUUUUGGGACUUUUCCUGAUUGAUACACAUUUCGGCCAUGGGGGUCCCCUGACAUCUGGGCCCCUUGGCCUGUGUCUGAUAGGCCCAUUCAAUAAUCCAGUUAGCUUAGCUUAGCAUAAAGACUAGAAACUCAGGGGGGAAGCGGGUAACCUGGCUCUGGUCAAGCUAAUAAAACCUGUGCAGUAACACCCUGGCAUCUUGUCUUCACCUUAAGCUUGCCAGGGAGCCAACAAAGACUCCAGGAAAUCCCUGCUCUCGGGCCAAGAAAUUGUCCAGAACAUAACUACCCCUUAAACAUCAGUGAGACACUUUUACACUGUGGUUGUUAUACACAGCAAGAAAACAAGAUAUUUUUAGUGAAUGAUAGUGGACUUUAGGUCUGCUGGUCAGCAGAUUCUGUUACCUUUGGACAGAAGCAGACCAGCUGUGACCUCGUGUUUCUAGUCUUGUUGGCUCGAGCUUCAUAAACACCAUACACACGAGUGGUGCCGAUCUUCUCAUCAAACUCUUGGCAAGAAAAAAAAAAGUGUAUUUCCCACAAAGUCUACCUAUUCCUUUAAUGUUUGCUGAGACUAACCAAAUAAAGAGUGUAACAUCUGCCAACAGAUGUAUUCAAAUUAAUAAAUCUCUAACAGCCUUGGUGCAUACAGAGUAUCUAAACUACAAGACGUCUCCCUGGAGGCUGAAUACCCUGCUUUCAGAUGCUUGGUGAAUAACUUCACAACAUAUUUUCAAAAUGCCUUUAGAUGUCAAGUUGUUCUGCCUUUAGCCACGUGCCACAUUGUACACUACCCAGCAGUGACCUCACCACCUGAGGUGUGGUGAAUGGCGUGAUUGUAGCCCUCCAUGGGCACACUUAACUCCACAACACAACACGGGUCAACAGUAGAUUUACAGAUUCACCCAAGCCAUCAUUAACUUUACCUGCAAACAAUAAAACUAGGAGCUGCUCAAAAUCUUGUACCAUUCUGCAGUCGUUGCUUAUGUCAGAAGUGAAACUGCACAUAGGAAAGAUCUUUGUGAAGAGGUCAAUAUUUAAGAAAAAUAAUACUACAUGUAGAGCUGAUGUUACAAUACCAUCUGACCCUCAUGGUUGCCAAAAAAGAGAAAAAAAUACUGUCAUGAAUGCAUAUUUAUUAAUGACGUGCUUUUCAUUAAAAAGCAAAUAAUACUGUUGUGAUUGAUGCUUUAUUUUGAGUGGCUCCUCAGUAAUGCAACAUACUGUACUGGACAUGAAUGUAGCCAACUAUAACAUAUUUUGUAGAACAUCUACAGCAGUCUAUUUUCCUAAAACGGCUUAAGUAGGCAAUCCCCUGCACCAUCUUUUCAGGAUUUUGUUCAAACGAUCAUACUACAAAGAAACUGCACAAUAGAAGUAAUUAAUCAUUUGUGCUGCUCCGUGUAGUACUGCAGUAAGAUGCAAGCACAGCUCCAAAUCCUCCAUAUCGGCUCAGCAACAGCUUUGCCUCAGCAUCCUGAACACCAUAAGCUUAGAUGACUGAAUAACUAUUAGACAAAUGUGGUCUUGCCUGCAUGAUUUCCUUUUUUUUUUAUUUGUUGUGUACAAAUAACAUUGUGAACUGUAUUUUUUGUAUCAUUGAGAUUGUGACUGUUGUUUUUAUUAUAUUGUACAUAAAAAGCACUUUAUUUUAAUUUUUUAAGAUAAAUGAAUAAAAUACAUGUUUUGACACAUGCA
Centropristis striata (black sea bass) is the source of this 7686-nucleotide messenger RNA. RefSeq names its product semaphorin-4B-like. Gene Ontology annotation, molecular function: semaphorin receptor binding; chemorepellent activity. Gene Ontology annotation, biological process: axon guidance; negative regulation of axon extension involved in axon guidance; neural crest cell migration. Bases 518 to 3025 code for a protein of 835 amino acids. NCBI's taxonomy places the organism in Eukaryota, Metazoa, Chordata, Actinopteri, Perciformes, Serranidae. The transcript has 15 exons. The record is from RefSeq and is a predicted model, not a curated record.